CCUCCACCAAUUGUUUCGGUCCUGAGAGGAGCUCGACGGCCGGACCCCUCCCUCCAUCUGUCUCUCUCCUCUCUCUCCCCUCUGUCUCCCUUCCUCACUUGCCCUCUCUCUCUCUCCUCCCCUUGUUGUGACAGAGCACACCUGCUUGAUCUUGGCUGCACGCGCUCCGAGUCCAAUUACCCCAUAGGCCCUCGCAGCCACUUCACAGUCUCAUCCCCCACUCGACUGGAUUUUUGGGAGUCAAGCUCAUCUCGCUCUCUUUGCCUCACUUUUACUGAGAACAGGCUCCCUGCUAGCAGCGCCAUGAGGUCGGCCUGUCUCUCUCUGCUCCUCGUCACCGCCUGCUGGGCUCUGCCCUUCCGCCAAUCUGGCUUCCUAGACUUCAUGAUGGAGGAUGAGGCGGGAUCAGGUGAUAUAAGUCCUGUUCUGAAUCCUCCUCCCCAGCCCGAGGGACCCAAGUGCCCCUUCAGAUGCCAGUGCCACCUUCGUGUGAUCCAGUGCUCUGACCUCGGUCUGACGUCCGUUCCCGGGGACAUUCCUGACGACACCACCCUGCUGGACCUGCAGAACAACAAGAUCACCGAGAUCAAGGAGAACGACUUCAAGAACCUCAAAGGGCUGCACGCUCUGAUUCUGGUGAACAACAAAAUCACGGUGAUCCAUGCCAAGGCCCUGAGUCCUCUGACCAAGCUGCAGCGCCUCUAUCUGUCCAAGAACAAUCUUAAGGAUGUCCCCGCCAACAUGCCCAAGAGCCUGCAGGAGCUCCGCAUCCACGAGAACGCCAUCACCAAGAUCAAGAAGUCCUCCUUUCAGGGCAUGUCCCACAUGAUCGUCAUGGAGCUCGGCUCCAACCCUCUGAAGAGCGCUGGAAUCGAGGCCAGUGCUUUCUCUGACCUGAAGAGAGUCUCUUACAUUCGCAUCGCAGACACGGGCAUCACAGACAUCCCCAAAGGUCUUCCCAGCUCUCUCUCCGAGCUCCACCUGGAUGGAAACAAAAUCAGCAAGGUGUCAGCCGACAGCUUCAAGGGCCUGAAGAACCUGGCUAAACUGGGUCUGAGCUACAACGAGAUCAGCUCUGUGGAGAACAGCACCCUGGUUAACGUGCCCCACCUGCGCGAGCUGCACCUCGACAACAACGUCCUGACCAGCGUCCCCCCCGGCCUGCCCGACCACAAGUACAUCCAGGUGGUCUACCUCCAUGCCAACAAGAUUGCCGCUGUGGGAACAGAGGACUUCUGCCCCCCCGGCUUCAACACCAAGAAGGCCAUGUACUCCGGCAUCAGCCUCUUCAGCAACCCCGUUCCUUACUGGGAAGUCCAGCCCAUCACCUUCCGCUGUGUCUUCGACCGCUCCGCCAUCCAGCUCGGCAACUACAGGAAGAAGUAGAG
This is a messenger RNA of Limanda limanda (common dab), 1388 nucleotides long. RefSeq names its product decorin (gene dcn). The record is from RefSeq and is a predicted model, not a curated record. The transcript has 8 exons. Gene Ontology annotation, molecular function: protein binding. Lineage: Eukaryota; Metazoa; Chordata; Actinopteri; Pleuronectiformes; Pleuronectidae. The coding region runs from base 304 to 1386 and encodes 360 amino acids.